This is a messenger RNA of Zerene cesonia (dogface butterfly), 4968 nucleotides long. It is a transcript of the gene PMCA, whose product is annotated as plasma membrane calcium-transporting ATPase 3. Bases 484 to 3561 code for a protein of 1025 amino acids. Gene Ontology annotation, molecular function: ATP hydrolysis activity; ATP binding; P-type calcium transporter activity. Gene Ontology annotation, biological process: regulation of cytosolic calcium ion concentration; calcium ion transmembrane transport. The transcript is spliced from 21 exons. Lineage: Eukaryota; Metazoa; Arthropoda; Insecta; Lepidoptera; Pieridae. Gene Ontology annotation, cellular component: intracellular membrane-bounded organelle; membrane. The record is from RefSeq and is a predicted model, not a curated record.
GUAGACUCGUAUCGCGGCCGGUGGCGAGGCGGCGCUGCCAGUCGGCAUUUGGCAGUCAGUUUAGCGGACUCGGACCGCGCAGUAGCGCGGCGCGUUGGUGCUUGUAGUUUUUUAGUUUGACAGUUGGCGCGUUUUUCGUUUCUGUAUAAUUAGGUUUUUGGUGGAAAGCAUAGAUUUUAAGUUAGUGUAAUCUGUGUUUUUUCUGUUUACCUUUUGUGUUCGACUAGUCCCUUGUGUAUUACUCAUUGCCGGCUGUGAAUUAAGUGAUUGCACGCCCUGUGUACUCUCGCCACAAAGUGCAGGAUUUUGUGAAUAUUUUCGUAUCUACUAUUUCCUGUGACUGCCAUCGACCGUGAUAAGGAACAAGGUCGCCACCUGCAUAAUAGGGAGCCAUACGCCUCGGCGGAAAGACGGGUGCGUUACGCACUCGUGAUCUAGAGGGAGGUCGGGCGUGGUGCCGGCGGCGGCCGCAAGCCCGGCACCAUGGCUACCGUGGAAGGGCGGCCGGCGCAGUAUGGCGUCACCCUUCGGCAGCUGCGCGAGCUUAUGGAGACGCGCGGCGCGGAGGGCCUCGCCAAGAUCAACGCGCUCGGCGGGCCGCAGGAAGUGUGCAAGAAGCUUUACACAUCGCCCACAGAUGGUCUUAGCGGUUCGAAAGCUGACAUGCAGCACAGGCGGGAAGUGUUCGGUUCCAAUUUGAUCCCGCCGAAGCCACCCAAGACCUUCCUCACCCUGGUCUGGGAGGCGCUGCAGGACGUCACGCUGAUAAUCCUCGAGGUUGCCGCGGUUGUCUCCUUGGGUCUGAGUUUCUACAAACCGUCCGAAGACGAAAGUGAUGUUGACAGUAUUGGGCACAUUGAUGAAGAAGAGGGCCAUUACCAGUGGAUCGAGGGUCUAGCCAUCUUAAUAUCUGUUAUAGUUGUCGUCAUAGUUACAGCGUUCAAUGAUUACACGAAAGAGAGGCAAUUUCGAGGGCUGCAGUCGCGGAUAGAGGGCGAACACAAGUUCGCGGUGAUCCGCGGCGGCGAGGUGAAGCAGAUACCGAUCAGCGACAUCGUCGUCGGCGACAUCUGCCAGAUCAAGUACGGCGACCUGCUGCCCGCCGACGGCGUGCUGCUGCAGAGCAACGACCUCAAGGUGAGCCCCGCCCGCACACCCGCCGCGCGUGCACUGUACACCCACACCACACACACCCUCGCUGCACCUACACCCGCUUUCCUCUAUAAGCACAACUUCACUCUGAAAAAAGACCAACAAGUUGAAAAUGCGAGCGAGAGCGUGACAGCGAGCGGCAGACCCUCGGGCACGGCCACCACCAGCACGGUGACACCGAUGAUGAGAUGCUUCACCAGGUUGUUGAUGUACGUGGCUUUCCACUCGCGGCCCUCGAUCACGAACGUGUGCACGCAGAACUGGAUGAUGAGGAUGAUCACCGUCAGCACGGCGAUCGUCGAGCCCGCCACGGACUUCUCCUUCUUGUGCGCGGCCUCCGGCGCGGGCUUGUCGCCGGCGCCCGCCACGUGGUUGUCCUCCGCGCGCGCGUGGUUGGCGCCGCCGCCCGCCUCCUCCUCGCCUGCGCACCGCACACCCACCCGCCCACAGCCGUCGCAGGACCCGACGGGCCCGCCCAUGCAGGUGGGCAACAAGACGGAGUGCGCGCUGCUGGGCUUCGUGCUGGCGCUGGGGCAGAGCUACGAGGCGGUGCGCGAGCGCCACCCGGAGGAGUCCUUCACGCGCGUCUACACCUUCAACUCGGUGCGCAAGAGCAUGUCCACCGUCAUCCCCUACAAGGGCGGCUACCGGCUCUACACCAAGGGCGCCUCCGAGAUCGUGCUCAAGAAAUGCGCAUUCAUAUACGGGCACGAGGGUCGGCUGGAGAAGUUCACGCGCGACAUGCAGGACCGGCUCGUGCGGCAGGUCAUCGAGCCCAUGGCGUGCGACGGGCUGCGCACCAUCUCGGUGGCCUACCGCGACUUCGUGCCCGGCAAGGCUGAAAUCAACCAGGUGCAUAUAGACCAAGAGCCUAACUGGGAUGACGAAGACAAUAUUGUGAACAACUUGACUUGCCUGUGUGUUGUUGGUAUUGAAGAUCCGGUCAGACCUGAGGUGCCCGAGGCCAUCCGCAAGUGCCAGAAGGCCGGCAUCACGGUGCGCAUGGUGACGGGCGACAACGUCAACACGGCGCGCUCCAUCGCCGUCAAGUGCGGCAUCCUCAAGCCCUCCGACGACUUCCUCAUCCUCGAGGGCAAGGAGUUCAACCACCGCAUCCGCGACGCCAACGGGGAGGUCCAGCAGCACCUGAUCGACAAGGUGUGGCCGAAGCUGCGCGUGCUGGCGCGCUCGUCGCCCACGGACAAGUACACGCUGGUGAAGGGCAUGAUCGAGUCCAAGGCGUUCGACACGCGCGAGGUGGUGGCGGUCACCGGCGACGGCACCAACGACGGGCCCGCGCUCAAGAAGGCCGACGUGGGCUUCGCCAUGGGCAUAGCGGGCACGGACGUGGCCAAGGAGGCGUCCGACAUCAUCCUCACGGAUGACAACUUCUCGUCCAUCGUGAAGGCGGUGAUGUGGGGCCGCAACGUGUACGACUCCAUCGCCAAGUUCCUGCAGUUCCAGCUCACCGUCAACGUGGUGGCGGUCAUUGUGGCCUUCAUUGGUGCUUGCGCGAUACAGGACAGCCCGCUUAAGGCGGUGCAGAUGCUGUGGGUGAACCUGAUCAUGGACACGCUGGCCUCGCUGGCGCUGGCCACGGAGAUGCCGACGGCGGACCUGCUGCAGCGCAAGCCCUACGGCCGCACCAAGCCGCUCAUCUCGCGCACCAUGAUGAAGAACAUCCUCGGCCAGGCCUUCUAUCAGCUGUUCAUUAUCUUCUCCCUGCUUUUUGUUGGUGAUCGAAUCCUGAACAUCCCGUCGGGGCGCGGGCAGGAACUGGGCGCGGAGCCCACGCAGCACUUCACUAUCAUCUUCAACACGUUCGUGAUGAUGACGCUGUUCAACGAGAUCAACGCGCGCAAGAUACACGGCCAGAGGAACGUGUUCGAGGGGCUCUUCACAAAUCCCAUUUUCUACUCCAUAUGGAUCGGCACUGCGCUCUCCCAGGUGGUAAUCAUCCAGUUCGGCGGCAUGGCGUUCAGCACGGCGGGGCUGUCGGUGGACCAGUGGCUGUGGUGUCUGUUCUUCGGCGCCGGCACGCUCGUCUGGGGGCAGCUCAUCACCACCAUCCCCACGCGCAAGAUACCCAAGAAGCUCUCUUGGGGCCGCGGGCAACCGGACCCGGAGACGAUCCAGCCGGGGCCGGACUACGACAGCGACCUGGACAAGAAGCCCCGCGCCGGGCAGAUCCUCUGGAUCCGGGGCCUCACGCGCCUGCAGACUCAGCUGCGCGUGGUGCGCGCCUUCAAGUCGACGCUGGAGGACCUGGAGGAGCGGCUGUCGGCGCACUCGGCGGCCGGCCUGCGCUCGCGCCUGCGCGCCGCGCCCGCCGCCGCCGACGCCGCCGACGCCGCCGACGCCGCCGACAUCGCCUACAUCGACGACGAGCGCGAGGCGACCGCCUUCUAGCGACCGGACGUUCCCAUGUGUUACGUUUACGACGAUUCUAUGUUAAGCGAACGAAAGAUUUUUUUCUAAAUUGUGAGGUUAGACGGUUCUUAAGAGCGUUCCGUUUCAGAGGUUGACGGUAAGUGUAGGCCGACGCGCAGGCGGGCGCCGACAGGGGUGAUGGGUCACAUUGACGUAGCGGAUUCGGGGGUAGACGCGGCCGGUACUCUCAGUGAUAGAAUUGCAUGCGGUGAGGGUAUUUUCAAAAGAGCUUCCCCUCGUGGAGCGAUUUUUAGACUUGUUUUUUUUUUAAUUUUCUACUGUAAACUCAAUUCAAAUAAAAUAUCGAACGAUUUUAUAGCAAAUUUAAGAAACGUUAAAAGAAAAAUUAAACUCCAUCCCGCGUCGUCUUCCCUAGAUGUAAAUACUAAGCAAGCGUUGCGCGCGCGCAGAGCCCCUUUGAAAAUCGACUCGUGACACUUUUCUAAUACUGAUUGUACUGAUAGUUAGCAUGAGCCUCGUCUUGCACGUUGUUUGCCUUCGGUACUCUAACGGUACACUACACGCAAGGACAAACGCUCAACACUAGGACGACGUAUGUAAGUCUUCGCACAUGAAUCGUGAAUGUCCGUUUUAUUUCGAUUUAAAAGAUCGUGUCUCGUUCUAAUCUUUUUAUGGCAUAAAUGAAUAACUUUAAAUGCACGAGUCCCGAUAAGCGCGGGCGCCUUUUAAUUUCGCAAAUUACUUUCUUAUGAUUUCUUAUGAUACAUGUGCGAAGUGCGACCAGCCUUAUUGAUCGUUUGCGUCAAGUUAGUUUUAAGCGCAGAGUAUAUUGGAGAAUUGUUAGUGCGUGGUACAAAAAGUUGUUUUUAAUUUUUGUCAUUUUGUAAUUUGUUUUUUUUUUACUCGCUUCGCAUUUAAAGUGUGAUCAUGCUUAUGUUACAGCGUUUGCAUGUAGACAGGUGUAUGUGAGUAUGCACAAUUUGUAUUUUUUUUUUUUUGUUGAAUUAGACGUUUGGUAGAUUUUAUUUAAUAGUUGUGCGCUGAUCAUAUAUAUAUUUUUUAAUUUAUUUAGUCUCGAAAGUUCUAUUAGUCGUAGUAAUCUGUUGAGAUCUGUAUAAAACUACCAAACCUCUAAAUUUAGAUUAAGCAGCUAAAACGAGGAAAUAAAAUCAUAUGUAUGUCUCCACUACACCAAAACUAGAAAAAUAAGUACCUAAUUUACCAUUUUAAUAUGCUUUUACAUUUUAUUUUAUUUUUUGUUUCUUUAUGUUUUAACGUUGACUCGGUUGUGUAAGUACUUAUUCAUUAAGUUUUAUUUUCUUUUUGAUUUACGUGUAACGAAUACUUAUAACUAAUGAUAAACAUAACUUAACCGGCAUAUAAACGACCAGUAAAACUCAUUUUAAUAAAGUAUUUAUUUGAACA